GAUGGCGGCCCCGGCCCCGGGGGCUGGAGCAGCCUCGGGCGGUGCUGGCUGUAGCGGCGGUGGCGGCGGUGCGGGUGCGAGCUCGGGCUCUGGGUCCGCGGGGGCCGGCGGUCGGCUGCCCAGCCGCGUGCUGGAGUUGGUGUUCUCCUAUCUGGAGCUGUCGGAGCUGCGGAGCUGCGCCCUGGUGUGCAAGCAUUGGUACCGCUGCCUGCACGGCGAUGAGAACAGCGAGGUGUGGCGGAGCCUGUGCGCCCGCAGCCUGGCCGAAGAGGCUCUGCGCACGGACAUCCUCUGCAACCUGCCCAGCUACAAGGCCAAGGUCCGUGCUUUCCAACAUGCCUUCAGCACUAAUGACUGCUCCAGGAAUGUCUAUAUUAAGAAGAAUGGCUUCACUUUACAUCGAAACCCCAUCGCUCAGAGCACUGAUGGUGCAAGGACCAAGAUUGGUUUCAGUGAGGGCCGCCACGCAUGGGAAGUGUGGUGGGAGGGCCCUUUGGGCACCGUGGCAGUGAUUGGAAUUGCCACCAAGCGAGCCCCCAUGCAGUGCCAAGGUUAUGUGGCAUUGCUAGGCAGCGACGACCAGAGCUGGGGCUGGAAUCUGGUGGACAAUAAUCUACUACAUAAUGGGGAGGUCAAUGGCAGUUUUCCACAAUGCAACAAUGCACCAAAAUACCAGAUAGGAGAAAGAAUUCGUGUCAUCUUGGACAUGGAAGAUAAGACUUUAGCUUUUGAACGCGGAUAUGAGUUCCUGGGGGUUGCCUUUAGAGGACUUCCGAAGGUCUGCUUGUAUCCAGCAGUUUCCGCUGUAUAUGGCAACACAGAAGUGACCUUGGUGUACCUUGGAAAACCCCUGGAUGGAUGACAGUGGCUUUCUUGAGAUGAAAGAAGAGAGUGCCGCUUCUGGGAAUCAUGAAGUGAUGGUUUGUUAUGUGCAUGUCCAAGUAACAUCCUCAGCAACAUGAGAAGUUGUGAACUGGAGAAGCAACUCGGCUGCAGAUUAUUUUAGUGUUUUCUCUUUCCACCGGGCCAGAGAACGCCUCAGGGUUGCAGUUGGUUGAGUGGGCAGUUGACCUAUGCAGGUUGCAACAGAUUUUGUCUCUAAAUUAGCAAUGUUUUCUUUCCAGCUUUAAAGGUGAGGUUUUAGAGAUGCUGUGAGAGAGGAAUAAGGAAGUAGCACAAUUUUCAACUAGUGUGUUGGUGAAGAAAGAUUGAUCCCAUGUUACAACCGCCUGUUCUUUCUCCAGUCCUUUCCCCCCAGCCAGCUUGACUAUCAGAGAAGUAUGAAACUGGCUGUGUUCUAUUUAAUAUUUUUAACAUAUUGAGAAGCAUG
This is a messenger RNA of Ochotona princeps (American pika), 1330 nucleotides long. It is a transcript of the gene FBXO45, whose product is annotated as F-box protein 45. The transcript has 3 exons. Gene Ontology annotation, molecular function: protein binding. The record is from RefSeq and is a predicted model, not a curated record. Bases 2 to 862 code for a protein of 286 amino acids. Gene Ontology annotation, cellular component: synapse; SCF ubiquitin ligase complex. Lineage: Eukaryota; Metazoa; Chordata; Mammalia; Lagomorpha; Ochotonidae. Gene Ontology annotation, biological process: synapse assembly involved in innervation; proteasome-mediated ubiquitin-dependent protein catabolic process.